Messenger RNA from Drosophila serrata, 1481 nucleotides. RefSeq names its product Phosphatidylinositol glycan anchor biosynthesis class M (gene PIG-M). Gene Ontology annotation, molecular function: GPI mannosyltransferase activity; alpha-1,4-mannosyltransferase activity. Gene Ontology annotation, cellular component: membrane; glycosylphosphatidylinositol-mannosyltransferase I complex. NCBI's taxonomy places the organism in Eukaryota, Metazoa, Arthropoda, Insecta, Diptera, Drosophilidae. Gene Ontology annotation, biological process: GPI anchor biosynthetic process. The record is from RefSeq and is a predicted model, not a curated record.
UAAUAAAACUUAGAAAAUGACACAGACGAAGACAGCGAAUGCAACGGGCUUGCAGCGACUAAGUCGCCGCGUCCUGCAGACCAGUUUUCGCAUCCACAUCCUGAUCUCGGCGAUGGUGCGCAUCGCUCUGAUUUGCUACGGACAAAUACACGAUAGCCGGUCCGCCGUGCCGUACACAGACAUCGACUACAAAGUGGUCACAGACGGGGCGCGGCAGGUGCUGGCCGGGGAGACGCCCUUCGCCAGGCACACCUACCGCUACAGUCCGAUAAUGGCGUACCUGCAGACCCUCAACAUCCUGAUCCAUCCCGUCUGGGGCAAGCUGUUGUAUGCCACAUUUGAUCUGUUAAUAGCCACGCUCAUCUAUCGCUUGGUGCAUAUGGAGAUCAAGAGUCAAUACCAAAAAACCGUGCAGCAUCUGCUCAGCAAGUUCAAUCGGCCGCAGGAGUCAGAUCAGUCGUUGGACGCCUUGGACGAGCGCAGUCACCCUGAGAACCUGGCCCGUGCCUCCGCCUGCUUCUGGCUGUACAAUCCGCUCACCGCUGUGAUAUCUACGCGUGGCAGUGGUGACUGCUUCUCGAGCUUCUUCGUGAUCCUGACCAUUUAUCUGCUGAUGAAGGCAGAGCACAAGGGCUCCCAUAGCCACUGGCUCAUCUUUGGCGCUGGCCUGGCCCACGGACUGGUGAUCCAUCUCCGGCUGUAUCCGCUGCUCUUCAGUCUGGCCUACUAUCUGUCGCUGUCCACGCGUCUCACACAAACUCCCUGGGAUUUCCUUGGCCAAGUCUUCCGUCCCAACAGGCAACAGCUGUGCCUGGUCAUCGGAACACUGGUCAGCCUGAUCGCCUUCACCUGGACGUUCUACAGGAUGUACGGCUGGGAGUACAUCUAUGAAGCCUACUUGUAUCACUUUGUGCGCAAGGAUCCGCGCCACAACUUCUCGCUGCAAUUCCUGCUGCAAUAUCUGGGCAGCGCCACGAGUGUGGUGGAGCCCUCGAUUAUCGUGAAGCUUCUGGUGAUGGCGCCGCAGUUCCUGCUCAUCCUAUACUUGAGCCUGAGCUUCGGCCAGUUUCGUCAAACGCUGCCGUUCUGCAUCUUCGCCGUGGCGUUCGUGGUCGUCACCUACAACUCGGUGGUGACGUCGCAGUACUUCAUAUGGUACUUGGCCAUCCUACCGCUGUGCCUCAACAACUUCAAGCUGCUGUCGUGGCGCCGGUGCUUCGGCCUGCUAAUUCUCUGGCUGCUCGCCCAAGGGCUGUGGCUUCUGCCCGCCUAUCUGCUGGAGUUCCGUACGUGGAACACCUUCUACUGGAUCGGAAUGCAGGGUGCCGUGUUUUUCGCCGCAAACGGGUACAUUCUGGAGCAGCUGCUGAGUCAUUACGGGUUUACCCAGUUCAAGAUAAGCUACAGAAAGUUACUUUAAUCACAGAAAGCGGUUUAAAACAGUGAAACUAAUACAAUGUUUGUGUAAGCGUAAUUUUAAA